UGGAGCCUGAGGCGAUUUUAUUUUUUUCUUUUUGUUUUGUUUUUUUUCUUCCGUCGUCCGGCGCGGCGGCGGCGGGACUUCGCCACAUGGCUGCCGGCUGAGGAGGAGUAGGAGCGGCGUAGGCCCGGCCUUUCCCACCCCCCACCCUCCCCCUUGGCGGCAUGGCCGGCGAGGAGCCGCAGAAGUUCCUGGCGCCCGACGAGCCCGGCGCCGUCCUCUCGCCGCUGCAGCUGCCGCUGCGCCACCCGCCUCGGCUGGGCGACGAAGGCCCGGCCUGCCUGGACGUCAGCGACUUCGGCUGCCACCUCUCGUCCUGCCACCGCACCGACCCGCUGCGCCGCCUGCACGCCCACAGAUGGAACUUAACUUCUUGUGGCACAAGCGUAGCCAGCUCCGAAUGCAGCGAGGAGCUCUUCUCUUCGGUCUCUGUGGGCGACCAGGAUGAUUGUUUCUCUCUCUUGGAUGACCAGGAAUUAACCUCUUUUGACCUGUUCCCCGAGGGGAGUGUCUGUAGCGAUGUCUCUUCCUCCAUUAGCACAUACUGGGACUGGUCAGACAGUGAAUUUGAAUGGCAGCUGCCCGGCAGUGACAUUGCAAGCGGGAGUGAUGUGCUGUCCGAUAUCAUUCCCAGCAUCCCAAGCUCUCCUUGCCUGCUUCCCAAAAAGAAAAACAAACACCGGAAUCUUGAUGAACUUCCCUGGAGCGCAAUGACCAACGAUGAGCAGGUGGAAUAUAUUGAAUAUCUGAGCCGGAAAGUCAGUAUGGAAAUGGGCCUUCGAGAGCAGCUUGAUAUAAUCAAAAUUAUUGAUCCGACGGCUCAGAUUUCACCCACGGACAAUGAAUUCAUUAUCGAACUGAACUGCCUCACGGAUGAAAAGCUGAAACAGGUCAGAAAUUACAUCAAGGAGCACGGCCCUCGGCAGCGGUCUGCCAGGGAGACCUGGAAGCGGAGCAGCUACAGUGGGGGCAGUGCCAGCGGUGUGAGCGGCGUCAGCGCCAGCAGCAGCAGCGCCAGCAUGGUCAGCUCGGCCAGCAGCAGCAGUUCGAGCAUCGGCAACUCGGGUUCGAAUUCUAGCGCCAACCUGAGUCGGGCUCAUAGCGAGAAUAAUUUAUCGACGAGCGCUGCGGAACGCAUCCGGGAUUCAAAAAAACGCUCCAAGCAGCGCAAACUCCAGCAAAAGGCUCUGCGCAAGAGGCAGCUGAAAGAGCAGCGGCAGGCACGGAAGGAGAGGCUGAGCGGCUUGUUCCUCAACGAAGAGGUCUUGUCGUUAAAAGUGACCGAAGAGGACCACGAAGGAGACGUGGACGUCUUGAUGUGAGACGGGGAAUGUCGCGAUCAGUGUUCUUUCUAAGCCUUAAGCUUCACUCUCUUGUUUACAUAACACUUGUACCAAAACGAGGAUUGAAUCAGGAUUAGCUAUGCUCCUCCUCCUCUUCCUUCCUUUCUUCCUCCUCCUCCUCCUCCUCCUGUUCCUCCUCCUCCCCCCCCCCCCCCCUUAACCUGUGAUUGACUAGUUUGGGUUGUUUGGCUCUUCUUUUUUUGCAAAAUUGUAGGAAACCAGGAAGAUGUUCUUUAAAAAAAAUAAAUAUGUAGGCCGGAGUAUUUUGCUGGUUUAAAAAAAGAAAAGAAAAAAGCUGCAUUUCUGUCUUUAAUUCCAUUAAAAUUAUGGAAAGAAAGCCCUUGGGUUUAAAUUGGAAAGUAUUUUCUUUUGUCUUCCCGCGAUGUGAGUCUUAACGGUUAAAGGAAUAUAGUCUGUGAAAGCAGGAAUGCGCUUUUGCCAGGACUUUUUUUCCCUUCUUUGCCACUGCAGUUUUAUCAAAGCCUAAAACUAUAUCUUAGGCUUCUUGGAAUUGCCACUGUAAUUUCAUUUAAUGUGGGGUUUCAGAGCUGUGUGACUUAACACUGUGUGACAGGGCCAUUCUGGUGAUAUACAGUAGUUGGUGGUUUUAAACCUGUGUUUUUCUCCCUGUUUUCCACUGCAAAGCAAGCAAGUAUAUUUUGGAUUAAUCUCAAAAAUCCUUUACAUGUAGAGCUUGGUAAAGCAGGCAUCUUAUGGGUGAUCUGCAGUGGGCAACCAAUAAGAAACGCUUAUUGACAAAUGCAUAUUUCUUUUUUUUCCCAGUGCAGGUAUUUCUUCCUCUGUUCCAAAUCCCCAUAGUGUCUUGUGCCUUAAAAUUAAUUUGAUUUCUUUUUUUCUUGUUGCUUAAUGUGGAAGUUUGGGGACAAAAAUGGCAAGAAGAAAGAAGAUCAAAGCACCCCAAAGUUCUUCAAAGCAUAAUUUAGCUCAUCCUGCUUUUUUUUGUCUUGAAGAACCCCAAAGCGAGCCACCGUUGUACAUAAAAGAGAAUUUUUUAUAUUGGAAAAAAACCACGUUACCAAUUCAGCUGAAGGGCUGCCUUGCCCUUUAAUUAACAUUGAUAAGCUAAUAUUGAAGAAGUGCCACGAGAUGAAGAAACUGCUUAGGCAAAUGUAUUUGAAAGAAUAUUGCAAUAUUCUGUGAUGUUGCCUCAAAGUAAUUUAAGCUUCCAUUAUUUGUGCAGAAGGACUGAGAUGUGUUUCUCUGUUCCAAAUCCCCACAGGGGGAUUAAUACUUUGAUUUUAGAUGCACAUGCUUCCAGAUUCAAGCUGUGUAUUGGCUUGCUUUCGGAUGGAAACACCUUUCUCUGUUUUAAACUCACCAUUUUGUUCUUUCAUCUGAUAUAAAAUCUAGGCAUGAUUCGACAAAACUGUAGUUUGCCUGUAGUUUACUCAUUCCAGCAUUUUGAGAUAAUCUGUAAUUAAGAAAAAAAAGAUUUAUUCCAGGUAUGCAUGAAGCAGUAAUAUUUGAUGACCAGAACAGAAUGUGAAGCUUUUCUGGUUUUUUCCUUCCCCUGUGCUUUAUAUAGGGGAACUAUUUAAAUUGUAUUUCAACAUUCUAGUUGAUCCAUAUUAGGGUAAUGUACGCAAUAUUGGAUAGAUGUCAAAUAUUUAUAGAUGUUUAAAAUUCACUAGAUUAUAAGCCAAAUUCUUUGUUUCAGUUUUUAAUUCUGGAUUGUAGUUUUGGAGCAUAGUUACAUUUAGUUAUAAUCAUUGACUCUGCUCAAGAACAGGAAAAUUAUUCUAAAGUACUGUAGCCAAAUCAUACUCUGUGAGUACUAAGGCAGAUUAAAAUAUUGUAGCCCAAUACUCAGUAUUGUAACAAACUUUGGAGAAGUGUGACCCCCCUCUACAUCUUCUAAUCCUUUAUUUCUAUAAUUACCCCAAAGUUUCCAAUUACUUUAAUCCUGCCCUCCUCAGCUAAUUUUUCACAUGUGUGUAUAUGUUAAAAUAAUGAUUAUUUACAGUGACUCACAUAUUGAUUCCUGGUUAACAUCUGCUAAGAUAGUUUUAAAAAUUCAAGAUGCUUUUGACUAAGCUGUGGUCUAAAGCCACGUGUUUUUGGUUUUUUCUUUUUCUUUUUUUUACAUAUUUAAAAGCAAUGUUAGAAUAUAGAAAGGAGCUAUUUUGUAGCCCGUUGCCUGUGUUCUAUUUAUUGUAAGCUGUUUACAAGCUGCAUAAAUAUUUAAUAAAAUAACUUAAGCAAUUGAGAGAACAAGUAAUCCACUUCUCUUGCAAAGCUUAGAAGGAGUACUGAAAACCUGAUUUUUUU
Messenger RNA from Notechis scutatus (mainland tiger snake), 3629 nucleotides. It is a transcript of the gene FAM199X, whose product is annotated as family with sequence similarity 199, X-linked. The record is from RefSeq and is a predicted model, not a curated record. NCBI's taxonomy places the organism in Eukaryota, Metazoa, Chordata, Lepidosauria, Squamata, Elapidae.